GUUUAUGACUCACAAUGUUUCAUGAAUUGUUCAAAACUUAAAUGUAUCAAUUUAAAUAACAACAAAACAAUAUUUGGGAAUGAUGUUUUCGAGGGUUGUGUGUCACUUGAAUCGAUACUUUUUGAAAAUCAAAAGUUAAAAACUUAUAGUGGAGAAGUUAGCUACACGUUUUAUAACCAAUUUAAAAAGAAGCAAAUUAUUUGUGAAAACAUUAAAGUAAAAUGCAACGAUUUAAUGACAUUCGGAAUUGAUAUUUUAAAAUUUCAAAAAGUUCAUAGCAUUGAUGAAGGAGCAUUUUUUAACAACACAACAAUCACUGAAAUUGAAAUACCAAAUAAUAUUACUGCAAUUGGAAAUUUUUGUUUUGUUUGUGCAACUAAACUUGAAAGAGUCGUAUUACCAUUAUCAAUAACAGGAACUCCCUCCUUUUUGUUUUGA
Entamoeba invadens IP1 is the source of this 438-nucleotide messenger RNA. RefSeq names its product leucine rich repeat containing protein BspA family protein. Lineage: Eukaryota; Evosea; Mastigamoebida; Endamoebidae. The transcript has a single exon. The record is from RefSeq and is a predicted model, not a curated record. The annotation marks the transcript as partial.